Messenger RNA from Pseudovirgaria hyperparasitica, 450 nucleotides. RefSeq lists its product as uncharacterized. Gene Ontology annotation, biological process: RNA polymerase II preinitiation complex assembly; transcription by RNA polymerase II. Gene Ontology annotation, cellular component: transcription factor TFIID complex. The record is from RefSeq and is a predicted model, not a curated record. Bases 1 to 450 code for a protein of 149 amino acids. The transcript has 2 exons. Gene Ontology annotation, molecular function: protein heterodimerization activity. NCBI's taxonomy places the organism in Eukaryota, Fungi, Ascomycota, Dothideomycetes, Acrospermales, Acrospermaceae.
AUGACCGAACCACGCAUGCGCCAACGGCACAAAGGCCAACAAUUCCCAAACUCAGACCUCGAAGCAUUCCUCUUCUCCAACGGCUCGCCGCUCCCAGCCCCACAGCCCACGCUCGCCACCCUCGACGCCAUAAUCACAGACUUCAUCAUCGAGACAUGCCACGAGGCGGCGCUGCGGGCCUCGCUCGCGGGCCGGCAGAAGAUCAAGCUCGACGACUUCAAGUUCAUGCUGCGCAAGGACGAGGAGAAGCUGGGCCGGGUGGAGGAGCUGCAGGCGCUGGACCGGCAGAUCAAGGAGCAGAAGAAGAUCUUCAGCGAGGAGGUCGUCAGCAAGAAGGAGGAGAAGACGGAGCGCGAGAAAGGGAAGCGGAAGAAGCGGAAGAGGGAUGAGGAUGAUGAGAGUGCCGGCGAGGAAGACGGGGAGGAUGCGAAGGAUGCGAAGAAGAGAUGA